Cooperia oncophora is the source of this 429-nucleotide messenger RNA. The record is from the annotation of a GenBank genome assembly. Lineage: Eukaryota; Metazoa; Nematoda; Chromadorea; Rhabditida; Trichostrongylidae.
UUGCGUACGUACCAGUACAAGGCCCUCCUAGCGCACGCAAAAACAAACAGUGUCACGCUCUUCAUUAAGGAAGCAGAACGUUGGGCUGCUGAAUGGGAUGAGAAGGCUACUGCUUCAAAUUUUGUUAAACCGCCAUUUUUCGGCAUUCCAAUAAGUCUGAAGGAGUGUAUUCCUCUGGAAGGGUACGACGCAACUCGCGGCUACGUACAGGACGUUGGGAAGCCAUCGAAAUCCGAUCCGGUGCUCAUUCAACAAAUUAAGCAACUGGGUGCAACGAAUACACCUAUGGACAAAACGCGAACCUCCGGUGGUUCCUCAGGCGGUGAAGCGGCGCUUCUGGCCGCAGACGGCUCUAUUAUCGGAAUUGGAGGCGACGUUGGUGGUUCCAUCAGGAUCCCAUGUCAUUUUACGGGAAUGGCCGGUAUUAAG